Ipomoea triloba (trilobed morning glory) is the source of this 1009-nucleotide messenger RNA. RefSeq names its product CEN-like protein 1. Lineage: Eukaryota; Viridiplantae; Streptophyta; Magnoliopsida; Solanales; Convolvulaceae. The record is from RefSeq and is a predicted model, not a curated record. Gene Ontology annotation, biological process: vegetative to reproductive phase transition of meristem; flower development. The transcript is spliced from 4 exons. Bases 92 to 613 code for a protein of 173 amino acids.
UCCAGCAACAACACUAGUUUUCUGCUACCCAAACCCACCAUUUUAGGGCUUCAAAAAACCUAGUAUAUAUUAUAGUACCAGUAAUUAAUUAAUGUCGAGGGUUUUAGAGCCACUUACUGUCGGGAGAGUGAUUGGGGAAGUUGUGGAUAACUUCACCCCCAGUGUGAGAAUGACCGUUACAUACAACAGUAACCGCCAAGUGUUCAACGGCCAUGAACUCAUGCCGGCGCUCAUUGCUGCUAAACCUCGCGUUGAGAUCGGCGGCGAUGAUUUGAGAGCUGCUUACACUCUUAUCAUGACUGAUCCGGAUGCUCCCGGGCCUAGUGAUCCAUACUUGAGGGAACAUCUUCACUGGAUUGUCACUGAUAUUCCUGGCACCACUGAUGCAUCUUUCGGGAGGGAAAUUGUGAGGUAUGAAGCGCCGAAGCCGGUGAUUGGGAUACACCGUUACGUGUUUUUACUGUUCAAGCAACGGGCGAGGCAUUCGGUGCGGGCCCCACCGUCAAGGGACAGGUUCAACACGCGCGGCUUCUGCGAAGAACAGGGGUUGGGGACGCCGGUCGCCGCCGUGUACUUUAACGCGCAGCGAGAAACCGCCGCCCGGAGAAGAUAGAUGAAAUUCCGAUCCGAAGCUCCGGUGGGUGGAGUUUACAACGGACUACUGUUAGUUAAAUAACGGAGAUAACCGAAGAAAAGUGUGUGCGUCCCAGGAAACGAGGUCACUGACUAAUCAGGAAUUGACAUGUGUUCCUACGGUUAUUAUACUUGACGAUGUGUUAGGGUAACUGUUUGGGGGGUCCCAUCACAAGUCUUAGGUUUUCUGCAGAUAGGACUUCUUUAGACUUCAGAUGUGUGAGGGUGGGUACGUGUCGUCUUCUGUUGGGUUGCUGUGAUGAUUGCCGUCAUAACGGCACAGUUAGUUUGUUUUAUGUUUAUUUUUUGGGUACGUUUGUUUGUACUACUGUUCUGGGCUGAAAAUUUUAGUAUAAUGUUUUUGUUGUUUUAUUAA